This is a messenger RNA of Elaeis guineensis (African oil palm), 1586 nucleotides long. The record is from RefSeq and is a predicted model, not a curated record. NCBI's taxonomy places the organism in Eukaryota, Viridiplantae, Streptophyta, Magnoliopsida, Arecales, Arecaceae.
AGAUGGCGUGUCGCCCAUGUGGACGCAGAGGCUCCCACACAACCACCCAAAAGGGCUGAUAGAAUAAAGGGAGAAAACAGUUCAUGGCCCCUUUAAAAAUAUUCCCUGAUCUAUUGCUGAUAGAAAGAGACAGGGUUGCCAUCUUUGAGCGCCGAAGAUUCGCACACACCACAACUACUGUCAUCACAUUACAGCUAGCGAACAUGCAGAUCCUGCGAUGGAUGUUGAAACUGCCGCGUGACCAUUUAGGGGUUGCAAGCACUCGUGGCAGAAGCAAUAGGGAGCCUGAAGAUGAACUGAAACCGAGGGAUUUGGUCAUAUAUGAUAGAGAUGGUGCACCCCAGAGCUGGAAAGAAGAAUUGGAAGAAAAAGAGGAUGAGGAGGAAAAUAAAAGAACAUUCACAAUUCUAACGAGGAGAGAGGACGGUAGGACAUGCCUUUAUAGCACGCUGCAGUUGAAGCAUCUCAGAAGCCUUUAUAAGAAUCAAAAUUUCUGGCAACCUGAGAACAGUGAGCUGAGGAUGGGCCACAAGGCAGAGUCCGCAAAUGUGGGAUUCAAAGUCCUACCAAUAUGUGAUGCUGUGUCGACUGGCUGUAAUGGUGGAGGGAGCAGCGAUGGCUCCGAGAAAGAUGCCCACAAGGGCCAGCAAAGGAAGGCAGUUUCUAGAAUGAAGGAGCUGCUUAGAUGGGCUGCUGCCGCCAAGUCCCAUAAAGGUGGAAGCAAGGGAUGGAAGGUCUUGUACUUCCGAAAGAGAGUGGAUCUUAAAGCCCAAGUGGAUGAUUCGAGUUCAAAUUCUAGUAAAGUCAGUUUCAGAUGGGAUGUCGGCGGCUGCUCGACUUCAUCAUCCGUGCAUUCUCCAAUAGCAUCAAUGUCUAGAAAUGAUCAAAUGUGGAUGAAGAAUUCUUCCAAUCCUUCAGCUAAGUUGCAGAGUUCAGAAUGUGAUGCGAAUAUGUUGGUUAGCUCGAAGUCUGAAGAAUACGUGAGGACUGGACAUUGGAUAACCACAGACUCCGACUUUGUGGUGCUGGAACUCUGAAUCGAAGGCAUGGAAGUUCGAUAGCUUCAACCACUCAUGCUUUCAGAUAUCGGUGUCUUGUGGGGGCCUAAUAGCUUUGCUUGCUCAACCGAAGGAUGUACAUAGCGCCCGCUUGAGAGCCAUGGGGGGCGGUUUGAGACGGCGAAGCUAAUUCCUCGUAAGAGAGGAAGAAAAAGAUUUCAGGGGUGAAGAGGAUACCGGCAACCCUGCCCUCCCGCCCCAUUCAGUUCAGCUCGAGCUUCUCAUUGAGUUGGGAGGGCUUGCGGGUUCUCUAUCUCGGAGGAAGCAGGCCAAGGAAAAGGAGAAAGCUGCUGUGUCUGUGUGAUGGCUUCUGUUGGUAUUUUGCUUUGUUUUUUUGGCUUUUAUCAUGUAUCUCAAAAUGCUCUUUGCGUCUCUCUUUUGUACCCUCGGGAGCUCCUGGAUUCUUCCUACUUCCUCUCUAUGUUGGUGGUUGAUCAUCUCUGUCUCUGUGCAUUGGCCACCCCCUGUAGCUAAUUGCCUUAAGUUGUUCCAUCUGAAUGGAACUGUGGCUAUUUAUUCUUAUAUCUU